Oldenlandia corymbosa var. corymbosa is the source of this 1749-nucleotide messenger RNA. NCBI's taxonomy places the organism in Eukaryota, Viridiplantae, Streptophyta, Magnoliopsida, Gentianales, Rubiaceae. The record is from the annotation of a GenBank genome assembly.
CCUAAAUCUCCUUGAAUUUGGUAAAACUGUUGACACGUAACCGACCAACCCCAUUUGCCUAUGGCCUUCAUUUCUGUCCCAAAAAUCUAUUUAUAGUAUCUUUUUCCCCUCUUCUUAUCUUACACAUGUUGACCUGUCUUCUGCACGUGAGGGCUAAUCCCGUCAUUUCACUUCACCACCGCUCAAAUAUAAGUACCUGCAUGAAGCUCCAUUAAUUUUGAAUCUAAAUCUUCCCUCCCACAUGCAAACUGUGUAUAGAGACAGAGAUUAGAAAGAGAGAGAAAAACAAUCAAACAAGGAAAAAAGAAACAGUAGUAAUGGUGGGCACAAGAAGAAUGAUAGCCUUACUUUUUCUAGUUGCAGUUUUCGCCUCCGCCGCCGUCGACGGCUGCACUCCGUCGGACAGGGCGGCGUUGCUCGCCUUUAAGGCGGCGCUAAACGAACCCUAUCUGGGCAUAUUCAACUCGUGGAAAGGCUACGACUGCUGCCACGGCUGGUACGGCGUACAAUGCGACCCGGAGCUCCGGCGCGUCGCCGACAUCACCCUCCGCGGCGAGUCCGAGGAUCCCAUCUUCCAGAAGGCUCACCGGACUGGUUACAUGACCGGGUCAAUCUCUCCGGCGAUUUGCAAGCUGGACAGGCUGUCCAGCUUAAUUAUCGCAGACUGGAAGGGCGUUUCGGGCCCCAUUCCGGCUUGCAUCUCGUCGUUGCCGUUUUUACGGCACCUUGACUUGACCGGGAACAGGAUUUCCGGCGAAAUCCCGGCGGAUAUUGGAAGACUCAGUCGGCUUGCAGUGUUGCAUUUGGCGGAUAAUCUGAUCACGGGUCGGAUCCCGAGGUCUUUGACGAAUUUGUCCUCGUUAAUGCACUUGGAUCUUCGAAACAAUUCCAUCCGGGGGACAAUUCCGAGGAAUUUCGGGAAAAUGAAAAUGCUUAGCCGGGCUUUGUUUAGUCACAAUAGGCUUCAAGGAUUCAUCCCGGGUUCGUUUUCGGCUAUUUAUCGGCUUUCGGAUCUGGAUCUUUCGUUCAACAGGCUUUCGGGUCCUAUCCCGGAAUCGCUUGGUAAAAUGUCGGUUUUGGCCACGUUAAAUCUGGACGUGAACUAUAUUUCCGGCACCAUCCCGGCCAGUUUGGUAAAUUCACGAAUCGGGACGUUGAAUUUGAGUAGAAAUGCAAUCGAGGGCCCCAUUCCGGAUGCAUUCGGGCCAAGGUCAUAUUUUACGGUUCUUGAUUUGUCAUACAAUAAGCUUAAAGGAAACAUACCAAAGUCCAUUGCAUCGGCGACUUUCAUCGGCCACCUCGACGUUAGUCACAACCACCUUUGUGGGCCGAUUCCGGCGGGUUCGCCGUUUGAUCAUCUUGAAGCGUCGUCGUUUGUGGCCAAUGAUUGUUUAUGUGGGAAGCCACUCAAAGCUUGUUGAUGAGGAGAUGAGCUAGCUCUUUCUGCUAGUUGAUUAAUUAUGUGUAUGCUAAUUCUUACUGUGGAUUUAUUUCCUUAUAUUUUCUUCGUUUUCUUAUAUAGCACUUAAGACGAUGAAACUGCUUGUUUCCAUCAUCAUGUCAUUAUGUGACUACCGAUAAUAUCAUUGUAAUAAUUAGCUUUCGAAGCUAAUUUUUUGCCGCUCGAGACGACAAGAUUAUGUUUAACAGUUGAAAUGUGAAUGUUCAUAGUAUGAAUAUAAUAUUUGGCCUAAAUUAACUGUAGACGUUCAUUUUUGUUCUUAUGAAUGAGAGCAUGUCAUAUAUUCC